Messenger RNA from Limanda limanda (common dab), 5000 nucleotides. It is a transcript of the gene ushbp1, whose product is annotated as Usher syndrome 1C binding protein 1. NCBI's taxonomy places the organism in Eukaryota, Metazoa, Chordata, Actinopteri, Pleuronectiformes, Pleuronectidae. The transcript has 14 exons. Bases 128 to 2236 code for a protein of 702 amino acids. The record is from RefSeq and is a predicted model, not a curated record.
CAGAAAGCAGAAUGUUGCACGACUGACUCACUAUUGGAAAAUGUAAUUACAGCAGAACAAACUGUCAGAACUGAAGACCUCUUCAUUGUGUUAGAAACCACUGCUGCUGGGAUCGAGAUCGAGAAGUAUGGAGGACUCCAGCCUGGUGAGAUGUGACAGUCUGGAUGCUGGGUCAGGGUGUAACAGGGAGGUGAUUGACCACAUGACCUUUGACGUCGAGGGCUCUGACCUCAUAGCAAACCUCGAGCCCUCACCAGCAGAACUGGCUCAGUGUGAGGCUGAAGUAGGGACGCUGCUCAGCAUCAUCGCUGAACUGAACAAGAAGAUGGGCUCAUUGAAGCCCCCGAGUGAACCAGGGGACUUGAGACCACCAGGACCAUCCAGGCCUUUGGUUCCUGACCUUCUGUCUCACAGGCUCGUCAGACGAAGCCCAGAGAGACAAUCUGCUUCUGCUGCCGCAUCGAAAUCUGCACUGACUGACAGAGUGGGCGGUGGUGUAGUGUGGACAAAGCUGCAGGAGGUGUUAUCAUCAGUGGAGGACUCCAUCAGCUGUAGAAGAAACUGGGCCGCCCCAAUCACCACCUCCGACCACGAGAGGCACAAAGAGCAUCUGAGAGCAGCUCAGGAGAGUCGGGUCAAAGCGGCUCAGAUAUUAGAGGAGAUGGAAAAUGAGUUUGGGAUUUCUUGCCCAUCGAUCUUACCAAAGGAGCUUUAUCAGGGGGAAAUCCUGGAUCUGGAGAAACACGACUCUGCUCUCAGAGGCAUCUUGCACAGUCACCAGGAGGAGCUGGGUAGAGCACAGAGCACCAUCAGCCAGAUGGAAGAGGAAAGGAACAAGCUGGUGAGUAUCCACAAGGCCUGGCGGUCAGGCAGCCGCUCUCCUUCCUUCUGGUCCGGGACUGGAGCCCUCAGUCCAGACUUGGGCUCUCCUCCCUUCCCUGGUUCUCCUUCCUUCCCCGGUUCUCCUUUACUGCGCAGAAGAACAUCCAGAGCUCUUACACCUCUGUCUGCUGCUGGAGACGGCUCUCCACUGGGCUCUGUCACCUCAGGAAGCCCCUGUCCCAGCCCCAUCAGCCUGGAGACCGAGACAGAGCGACUACACAGGUACAUCGAGAGGCUGAAGGCCAGAAACGAGCGUCUGACAGCAGCUCUGGAGCGGAAGAAGGGAGAGUCGGAGCAGAUCAGCGUUACUCUCAGCAGACUCGAGUCCGACUGCUCUGCCCUGCAGACGGCUCUCAAAUACUGUGAGGAGUGUGAAGAGGCCUACAGUGAGCUCCUGUCACUUUAUGAGGCCCAGAAGCAGCAGAGCAUUCCUCUGCAGACGGACCCAGCAGAAGAAUUCGGUGACAGGCAGCAGCCCGACAGUCCAUCGUCUGAGCUGAGAAACAUGGGAAGUGAUGAGCUGUCCACCUCCUUCUCAACAGCAGGGGUCACAGAGGAGACAGAAACACAGAGUCACACAGGGCAGAGGUCACCUGAGCCGGCGAAUCGAGAGGCUACUCUCCGUCAGCAGAUUGAGCGUCUGAAGAGGGAGCGGGCGGCCAUUAGCCUCCCUAAACCGAACCAGCAGCUAGAGAGCCAACUGAGCCCUGAAACCAGUCACCCAGCUGGGCCCGGAGGGGGACACGUGACCAGAGACAACUUCAGACCUCUUGAUGCCAAGAAAGAGAAGGCUUCCCUCUUCUAUGAACUCGUUUCUGUCAGGGAGGAGAUGUCAGAUCUGCGAUCUCUAAUCCGCCUCAAAGAGAAGGAGCUGAGGUGCCUUGAGUGGAGUUUAAUGGCCCAGAAAGCUCAGGAAGCAGCUGGAGUCUUUGUGCCAGAAAGUCUCCGAGAGGAGCAGGAGGAUCGUAAGACGGAGAAGCAGCGGUUCUGUGAGGCUGCAGCUAAACUGGGUAGUGACGGGGACAUUGUUGAAGCCCGAACCAGAUCCAUUCUGAAAGAGCUGCAGGCCGUCCUACAAAGGGAACAAGCUUUGAAGAAGAGAUUAGCUUUAGUCCAUGAAUCAUCGAACACAGCUCUCUCAGACAGAAGAGACAGCGGAGAGUUUGCAAGGCUCACACAGGCUCACAGUAAAGCCUUGAGCUCAUAUCGGCAGAUUCGCAGGAAGUACCGGGAGCAAGUAUGGAGGCUGGAGCAGAAAGUGGCGGCAAUGUCGGACAGUCACCGCAACCAGAGUGGAGCGUCCAAAGCUGCAGGGGAGGCCGUGGAGUGGAGGAGGGAAGAGACUGUUCUGUGAUUCUUCAGUUAGAGAACCAGCACAGCUUAAUCAUACAGUGUGGAUUUAUACUGUGUUCAAGUCACUUAUAAAUAUAUAAAAAUAUAUAUAUAUAUAUAGUUUAUAUUCUUAUAUAUCCUUAUAUCCUGCUGAUUGCCUGUAUUGAUAGUGUAAAGGAACAUUUAUGACCAAGCACAAUCUGUUUGAACUAAAACACAAGAAGCUUUGUAUUCUUCUUGUCUAUGUUGAUUACAGCAUUCAAACAUUCACAGUGCAGAGAAAGCAUGUGAGCCCCUGAGGCUGAUGACAUCCAGAAGCUUACUGGAGUCAGGAGUUAGCAAACCAGUCGUAAGUGUAGAUAUUCAUCUGUGCAAACUUAAACAGCAACCUGUUUCUUAAUGGGGAGGAUUUAGUACCGUGGCUACUCACACCUGUUUCUCAGGAAUGUUUCAAAUCGAAGUUAUUUUGUCUAUGGGCUCUUUUACACAGAGCAUCUAUUGCACUUCUGUCCAUCCUGGGAAAAGUGGAACAUCUUUGUUUAUGAGUCCACCAACACAAACUGGACAUUAUUUUUCUCGGCCCUGUCUCUGUCAACCCAGUAAUGACAUGUGAAGCAGUCGGUUGAGGCAUUGAUUGGCUCUGGAGAGGUAAAUAUAGAGCAGGUGGGGCAGUAGAACAUGGAAACACAGUGAAUUCCCCCUGUUCAACCCCUUGUGUGAGCUCCCAAUAAACUGAACAGGAUUCCAGAGCUUAACUUGUCUAACAGGACUCACACAUCACAAGACACAUUCCUUAUUUCAGAGAAAUAGCUGUCAUGCCGGCUUGAAUGUGUUGGGCUGACUCAAGGACUGAACCCACUGAGGAUCGCGGGACUGACCUCCACAGCGCACAUGUCCUUUCCUUUUUUUCCCAUACAAGCUGACUCAAUAAAGCCGGGGCUGGCCGGCUGUGCUUCCGUGACAAUGCUCCGAGAAAGGAGGGGGAUGGGGCCCGGGACAAUGGCUGAUGUGCACACAAAAUGUACGGCCAGCCCAUUUGUCUUCUUUGCACUUUCAUAGUUCUCUCCAUCUUGAUCUCUCUGCUUUCACUCACUGGUCAGUUCAACCAAAUUAUAGAUAAAAAUCCCCCCUUUCUCGUGAUAUCCAGACAUGCAGAUGUACUUUUUAACUCAUGGAUUUGUCACAGGUUGCAUGUCUGUGAGUUGUAUUCAGUGGAGCUAAGAAAACAACACUAUAUGCUGAUUGAAAUGAAAGUAUUCAUUUUCAAUUUUCAAAGUCUCUGCAGCCUUGUAUGGGUCCCGAACCUCAGGUUGGGAAUUGUUGCAUUCAUUUUUUUGGUGAUUUCAGGAAAAUAUUGAAUAACAUCUGCUUUAUUCCACCACCAUGACCUCUCCAUGGACAGAAUUCCUCUGUCCAUUAGUCUGCUUUUUUGUUUGUGUAAUCUCAUUUCAGAUUAUACAAAAACGACUAAACAGAUUACCAACAAACUUGGAACGGGUCAGGGAAAAAUCCAUUUAAUUUUGGUGCAGAGCCCGGAACUUUGUUUUUUAAUCACUUUCUUUGACACUGAAAGAUUUUUGACAUUUUCACUGAUUUCCAACAUAAUACUUCAUGGAUGUUAAUGGAAAAAACGAGGCAAAUUAUAGAUUAUUAUGACAUAUUAUAACUGAGUUCUAUGAGUGUGUGCAUUUAGGUGCAGCUUCGUUGAACUUAAGGGGACUAUUGGGAAUUGGCGGAGUUAUGCGCUCUGCUUAGUGCCAUUCUAGUUAUAUGUAGUAUACCACAAAUGUCAAACUCAAUUCAACUUGACCGUCUUGAAUGAUGCAGAUCUCUUAACAAAUGGACACAACUAGUAAUCUACACCACAAGAGGAAUCUAGAACUAGUUUGUUUUUGAAUCGACCCUUCGAAGGCUUAUCUCUACUCAUCUCCUCAUAUCCAUCUUCUUCUAUUUACAUCUCACUGAUACCUCAAUUUCUCUGCCUCUUACCCUCCACCCCCAUCUUCUCUCCUGGCUCAUCUCUCAAUCAUAUCAGUCCUCCCCCCCCCCCUCCAGCCGACCCUGUGCCCUGACCUACCCGAGCCGGUCAGCUGCAGCUGUGACCGGCGGUCAGGAGGUUAAGGCAAAGGUUGAGUGUCACACCCACAGGGUCACAACGAUGCCUGGCUGUUGUGUUAUCCUGUGAAUGGAAGGUUCAGAGUGCCAGACGAUCUGGCGAGUCCCUGACGCCCUGACUCUUGCCUGAGUUUGCCCUUUCCCGAGCAAAGGUCAGCGCGCGGGGCCUGUCCUCUGCACUGCCCCCAUACCUCCAGGUCACCAUCGCUAUUGUUGUAAUAGCUGCCAUUAGAGCAGAUGAUACAAUUAUCGGUCCAUUUUGUGUGUCCUCUCUCUGAGGUCUGUGUUGAGCCUCUGAGUUCAUCAAAGCUUUUUAGAUGAGAGGACUGCUGUAACCUCAGGGUGACUCUUAUAUCAAAGGGGACAGAAAAAGGUAAAAUAAGACAAAACAGCAUUGAACUUACUUGAAUGAAAGUAUUUAGUGCAACAUCAAGUACAGCCUCAUGUGUGGUCAUAUAUAAUUACCGCUCCAUCCCAAGAUUUCAACAGUGUCACUGCCAAACUGUUACAAUAUAUACCUCAAUUAUAUGUGUGAGUGAUAUACAGCACUAUCAUAUUGUAAGAAUAUUACUGCUCAUGAUUAAUAUGACCAAAAGUGUUAAUAUAUAUAAAUAAAAGCAGAAUUUUGCCUUUUUUUUAAUCUGGUCGAGGUGAAGCUAAUUUGAAUCAUA